This is a messenger RNA of Mizuhopecten yessoensis (Yesso scallop), 1566 nucleotides long. RefSeq lists its product as uncharacterized. The record is from RefSeq and is a predicted model, not a curated record. The transcript has 2 exons. Lineage: Eukaryota; Metazoa; Mollusca; Bivalvia; Pectinida; Pectinidae. The coding region runs from base 1 to 1566 and encodes 521 amino acids.
AUGGGUAAACACAGGACUGCUGACGUGGUAUCAUAUAAGACUGCUGACGAGUUACCAUAUAAGACUGCUGACGUGAUAGCAUAUAAGACUGCUGACGUGAUAUCAUAUAAGACUGCUGACGUGAUAUCAUAUAAGACUGCUGACGAGAUACCAUAUAAGACUGCUGACGUGAUAUCAUAUAAGACUGCUGACGAGAUACCAUAUAAGACUGCUGACGUGAUAUCAUAUAAGACUGCUGACGAGAUACCAUAUAAGACUGCUGACGUGAUAUCAUAUAAGACUGCUGACGUGAUAUCAUAUAAGACUGCUGACGAGAUACCAUAUAAGACUGCUGACGUGAUAUCAUAUAAGACUGCUGACGAGAUACCAUAUAAGACUGCUGACGUGAUAUCAUAUAAGACUGCUGACGAGAUACCAUAUAAGACUGCUGACGUGAUAUCAUAUAAGACUGCUGACGAGAUACCAUAUAAGACUGCUGACGUGAUAUCAUAUAAGACUGCUGACGAGAUACCAUAUAAGACUGCUGACGUGAUAUCAUAUAAGACUGCUGACGAGAUACCAUAUAAGACUGCUGACGUGAUAUCAUAUAAGACUGCUGACGUGAUAUCAUAUAAGACUGCUGACGAGAUACCAUAUAAGACUGCUGACGUGAUAUCAUAUAAGACUGCUGACGAGAUACCAUAUAAGACUGCUGACGUGAUAUCAUAUAAGACUGCUGACGAGAUACCAUAUAAGACUGCUGACGUGAUAUCAUAUAAGACUGCUGACGAGAUACCAUAUAAGACUGCUGACGUGAUAUCAUAUAAGACUGCUGACGAGAUACCAUAUAAGACUGCUGACGUGAUAUCAUAUAAGACUGCUGACGAGAUACCAUAUAAGACUGCUGACGUGAUAUCAUAUAAGACUGCUGACGAGAUACCAUAUAAGACUGCUGACGUGAUAUCAUAUAAGACUGCUGACGUGAUAUCAUAUAAGACUGCUGACGAGAUACCAUAUAAGACUGCUGACGUGAUAUCAUAUAAGACUGCUGACGAGAUACCAUAUAAGACUGCUGACGUGAUAUCAUAUAAGACUGCUGACGAGAUACCAUAUAAGACUGCUGACGUGAUAUCAUAUAAGACUGCUGACGAGAUACCAUAUAAGACUGCUGACGUGAUAUCAUAUAAGACUGAUGACGAGAUACCAUAUAAGACUGCUGACGAGAUAUCAUAUAAGACUGAUGACGAGAUACCAUAUAAGACUGCUGACGUGAUAUAUUAUAAGACUGCUGACGUGAUAUCAUAUAAGACUGAUGACGAGAUACCAUAUAAGACUGCUGACGUGAUACCAUGUAAGACUGCUGACGUGAUAUCAUAUAAGACUGAUGACGAGAUACCAUAUAAGACUGCUGACGUGAUACCAUAUAAGACUGCUGACGAGAUAUCAUAUAAAACUGCUUACGAGAUACCAUAUAAGACUGCUCACGUGAUAGCAUAUAAGACUGAUGACGAGAUAGCAUAUAAGACUGCUGACGUGAUACCAUAUAAGACUGCUGACGUGAUAUCAUAUAAGACUGCUGAUGAUUAA